Sparassis crispa is the source of this 156-nucleotide messenger RNA. RefSeq lists its product as hypothetical. NCBI's taxonomy places the organism in Eukaryota, Fungi, Basidiomycota, Agaricomycetes, Polyporales, Sparassidaceae. The transcript has a single exon. The record is from RefSeq and is a predicted model, not a curated record. Bases 1 to 156 code for a protein of 51 amino acids.
AUGCGAUUGUUCUCUCCUCCACGGAGAGAUACCCUCCUCAACUACUCAGAUAAUGUCAGCAAACCUCCACAAGCAAACCGCGAUGACCUUAUACCAGAUGCACUCGUCCCCCCAGUUCCCGUCGCCCACACGAACCCCUUCACCUCCUUCAAUUAG